ACAAAAAACCAAGAAAAAAUUUGUUAGGUUAGGAUUUUCGAAAUUUUGAAAAUUCUGCAAUGAAGAAAAGACCAUGGAGAAAAAACUUAUACGAAAAUCAAGAAUAUCCCGACAAUUACACAGACGAAUCAUUUUUAAAAGACCUUCGAGUGAACGUGCAUUUCCAACCCAUCUCCCUGAAAGAUAGCACUCUCGGCGCUACUCUUAUAGUGCACGAAUUAUGUACUGUAAUCGUGUUUGUUAUCAUUUACGUUUACUUGUACAACCACUGGAGUGAACCGAACUAUAUUUUUUCGUGGACUUGUGGUGCUACGCUGUUCUGUUUCGUUGCUUAUCGUACUUUUUAUGGCUCGAUACGUACAUUCGGGUACGACUUACAAACUGUGCUGCUGUUUUUAGUGUUCGGACAGCUGUUUUCUCCCAUACUGUACACUCUAACAGACACGAUUAGUACAGACACUAUUUACACAAUGUCAUUCUUAAUGAUGAUCGUUCACCUGAUUUUUUUCGACUAUGGACUUUCAGUGGCAGUUGUAUCUAAUAGUUUAUCAUUAAGCGCUGUAAUAUUUGCAUCCCUGUGCCUGUCAUCGCGCCUAGCCACCCCUUACGAAGCCUUCAUACUAAUGACAGUCUCAAUAAAAUGCUUCGUAUUAUUCCCACUGCUUCGAAAUAAGAUUAAAACAUCGUUCCUCUUCACAUUAAUUUUUGUGAUCCUUGUCGCGUACUUCCUCACGACAGUAUCAAUCUUAAUGACCUACAUUUUCAUUAGCACCAUAAUUUUUAUUAACGUAGUCUGCCCCCUUAUUUUUAUACGAUUUCAAAAGUACAAGGAUAACAUCUACGGGCCUUGGGAUGAGGCUAUCGUUCAAAGCAUCGAUAUGACUGAAUAGAUUUUAUUGCAGUACAAACGGUUGUAAAAAACACGAAAAAUAAAGAUCAUUUAACUGGUACAAACUGUA
This is a messenger RNA of Photinus pyralis (common eastern firefly), 959 nucleotides long. It is a transcript of the gene PIG-C, whose product is annotated as phosphatidylinositol N-acetylglucosaminyltransferase subunit C. Gene Ontology annotation, biological process: GPI anchor biosynthetic process. Gene Ontology annotation, cellular component: glycosylphosphatidylinositol-N-acetylglucosaminyltransferase (GPI-GnT) complex; membrane. NCBI's taxonomy places the organism in Eukaryota, Metazoa, Arthropoda, Insecta, Coleoptera, Lampyridae. The transcript has a single exon. The record is from RefSeq and is a predicted model, not a curated record. The coding region runs from base 60 to 890 and encodes 276 amino acids.